CAGAUGUUGGAAACGAACCAAUAGUAAUCUAUGAAAGGAGUCCAGGAUGUAUAAAUACUUUCAACCGAUAUGUAUUCACGAUAUCCAAUAAGUGUAGAUCAGAGUCUCUCGAAGUUAAAGAAGCCUACCAACAAACAUAUAAAUUAUACGAAAUGUACUCACAUCUAGAAUAUCCUAACAUGGUAAUCGUAAAAAAUGACUUUGGUAAGAAAUUACCAGAUUUUUUUACCAGAGAAUUAAUAACAGCCAUUGAAAAUCAAAAGAUAUUAAACCAAUUGGUUAAACACACCAAAACAUACAAG
This is a messenger RNA of Racocetra persica, 302 nucleotides long. Lineage: Eukaryota; Fungi; Glomeromycota; Glomeromycetes; Diversisporales; Gigasporaceae. The record is from the annotation of a GenBank genome assembly.